AUGCUCCCAGCAAGAUCAAUCCGAUCAACACCCCUCCUCCGAAUCAGACCAUCCCUCUCCAUCCGGCCUGGGAUUUCCGUUCCGCAGACACACCCAUACUCGCCAUCACCAUCAUCAUCAUUGCGAUGUCUGAGCUUUCAAUCAAGACCCACCACACCGGUAUCUAGGAGGAUACCAUCGUCGGUGACGGGUGUGUCGCGUCGUUUUGCAAGCUUGAAUUCUUCGUCGGGAAAGUCGGAGGGGGAUUUACUCGUUGAGGAACUUCAGGAAUUGUAUGAAGUCGCAAAAGAUGAAUUCGAAAUCGCAACCGAUAGCACCGACGGCGCUACCAUCUACGCUGCCUCGGAUCGGGAAUCCGCCCGUGACGCCCUGAAUCAGUUCGUUGCCGUUUACUCCCUUUACACAACGGAUAUUGCUCCGGCGAGGGAGUCGCAUGGUGCGCAGCAGCAGCAACAAAACGACGGGGAGGGACAGUUGAUUACGACCAAUUAUGAACCGUCCGAGAUUUCGCCUGAGGUGCGGGAGGAGGUUAAAAGGAGAGUCAGACAGAGGGUGAGGGAGUUGCAGACUGCGGUUGAGGCUUUGGAAGAGAGAGCCAAGGCGGAUUAA
Molecule: messenger RNA, 609 nt
Organism: Aspergillus wentii DTO 134E9
Lineage: Eukaryota; Fungi; Ascomycota; Eurotiomycetes; Eurotiales; Aspergillaceae
Exons: 2
Coding region: 1-609 (202 amino acids)
Source: RefSeq, a predicted model, not a curated record